Messenger RNA from Cloeon dipterum, 6897 nucleotides. RefSeq names its product serine-rich adhesin for platelets-like. Gene Ontology annotation, cellular component: nucleus; histone methyltransferase complex; transcription regulator complex. Bases 183 to 5699 code for a protein of 1838 amino acids. NCBI's taxonomy places the organism in Eukaryota, Metazoa, Arthropoda, Insecta, Ephemeroptera, Baetidae. Gene Ontology annotation, biological process: positive regulation of transcription by RNA polymerase II. The record is from RefSeq and is a predicted model, not a curated record. The transcript is spliced from 10 exons.
CAAUCGUCCUGAUUGAUUUGCGCAUGUCAGUUGGGAACAUUGCAAAUGGCGUCACUUGUUAUUGUUCCAUGGCGUUUGUGAAAUCGUCCAAAUUAUGACAGUUUUUCUCUCGUAUCAAGGCAGUUUGACUGUUCACGAGGGUACCGCAUUGGUGUGAUUUUUCAUGCGUUCGCUAGAGCUUAAUGGCCGCAGAUAGUGAUGGCAGUGUCAUUAAAACUGUGGUCACUUGCAAAGGGAAUUUAGACGAUCCAGAUUUCAGUGAGAAAUUCAACUGCUUUAUCUCCCAACUAGGAGAUUUGCUAUGUUCCAGUGAAAGUGGUUCUCUAAAAGUCAAUAAAGUGGAGCCAUGGAAUUCUGUGCGUGUUACACUUACCAUCCCCCAUGAUGCUGCCCAACGGCUGCGCCACUUGGCACAGCAAGGACACCAUGCCCUCCGUACUCUAGGAAUACUCUCUGUGCAAGUGGAUGGUGACCAGAUCAUCUCGCUGACAAUCGCCAGCGGAAAUGACGAGCCGCAGCAGAUCAGCCUGCAGCCAAGCACCUCUGCGACAGCGCCAGUCAUCAGCGAGGCGCCAGCCCCCAUCAGCUCAGUGGUGAACCACCGACCAGCGUUUGUCGACGCUGUAGCAGCUGCGCCCAGCCCGGCGGUAACGCCGGCAGCACCGCCACCAGCUCCGCUGCCGCCACCACCGCCACCGCCGAGCGUUCCCGUGGCGACGUUCUCGGCUACCGCUACGGCGGCCAAUAAUGUUGCCCCCAAUGUGGUGGCUCCCGUCAACGAGCCGAUCCCCUUCUCCCCGAAGACUGCCGCGCGACCACCUGGCAGCUACGGCCCGUUUCCCUUUGCCAGCAUGACUCACGCGGCGACAGCCAUGCAGAGUCGCGAAUCGCAGCAUGGGCCCGCGGCGGUCACCCGCUUCCCCUUCAACCCGCCACCGCCGUAUCCUGGCCAGGCGACGGUUGCGGCAGCGCAACAGCAACAACAGCCCAUCACGGCGCCGGUGCCAAGCCAGCAGCCCGCUGCCCAGGGUCCUGCCGCGGUGGUGGCGAACCACUACCAACAGAACGCGCAAAAGGUAGCCACCAACAUUGCCAACCAUGUGGCCAAGGCGGCGGCGGCAGCGGCUUCGGCGAGUACCAAUUGCGUCGCAUCGCCAGCCAGCGCGGCUAAUGUUGCGCUGUCCAGCCCGCUGCUGGUCAACCUGCUGCAAAACGACGCGCCGACCCCUUCAAAAAUGCUGCCGCCGCAGUUGGACAAGAAAAAGGCAGCUGCCACAAAGAAGGUGAAGAGAAAAGAGGGCGAGCAGUCACCGCCCGCGUCGCCCGACCAUCAGCAGCAGCAGUUCAGUAUUUCGAUGCCUUCUCUGCCCAACAUCCCAAACCUGAACCUGUCACCGCCCCCCGCAGCCGCCGACCAGAGGGUGGCGGCGGCAGUGGCGUCGCGACCAACUGCGACCACGGCCUCACCCCCGCCCCCAUACGCAGCCAGCCGUCGACCCUCAGUCCCCGUUGUAAAUCAAGUCGUGCCUUCAACCCCGUCAUCCGAAUCCUCCUCACCGAACUGGACUCCUAGUCAGAAGGAAGCGAGUCCGCCGCCUCUCACCUCCAGCGGCAAGCGGCGUCAGUUUCUGAUCAACCCGCUCACCGGACACCUUGAACCGAUGCCGAGCGACAGCAGCUCAGAGAGCGAGCAUGAGGAGCUGCCCUCAGAGCCGUUCUCGUUCGUUGACCGCUCCAAUUCUGGCUUCUCAGACGAAGAUGAGUCCAACGUGAGCACCGUGUCGCGCAAGGAGACGGACCAGUCCGACUCGGAGGCCAAGUCGACCGCCAGCACGGACUCGUCAAGCAAAAAGCUGUUGCGCGACACGCUGCAGGCGAUGCCUGAGAGUGGCGAGAAGAUCAAGCUUCGACUAAAGCUGGAUAAAAAUGAGCCGGUGACGCCCGCUUACAAUGUGUCUUAUGUGAACGUUCCCCCAGUUAAAAAGGUGGUCGAGAGGCCGCUGCCCCAGAGCAGACUGUUCGCAGGCCUAACGGCCGCCCCACCCUCCGCCCCCAACCCAGCUCCCAGCUCGCCGCUCGCGGCAGCUGGCGAGCAGCCCCGCGUGCCUCCGCUGCAUAUAUCGUUGCGCGGACGCAACGCGGCCGUCGUUGUCAACGCUCCGCGCGUCGAUGGCGCCAGAGAGCAGGCGUCGUCAUCGUCAGUCAUGCCACCGUCGCCCAAGAAGCUGAUCACCGCCGGUGGUGUAGUUAGUGUCGGCGACGCUGAAAGGACAGCCAAACGCAAGGUGAACCGCGCCAAAGUGAAAGACGGUGUCGAAAUCAGAAGUCUGCCGACCAGCCUGCUCGCCACGGUUGGUCAUGAAAAACAACCGGCGAUUGUGGUAAAGAAAAAACAGUUGCGAGUGAACAGUAAAAGUGGCGUCGACAGCGAAAAGGUGGCCGCUGUUCUGACGGUGCCUCCGAAGGGCCCCGGUAGGCCAGAGAUCAAGUUGGAGCCGCCAGAGGAGAAGCCUGCUGAGCUGCUGCCACCUCCCGCCUCGCUGGAGGUAAAGAGUGUGCUUCCUCCGACCGAAGACGUCAAGGAGGUGGCCGAAAAACCGCCCCCGCCGCCGGCCAAAGCGAAAAAGCGAGAGGUCAGGCGAAAGUCGUCUUGCGGCGAGCAGCGGGAACAGAAUCUGCUCUCUGGUGGCGGAAUUGUUAGUGAUGAACCCAUCGACGAUGAGACCAGGGCCAAGAUGCUACUGGCCAGAAAGUCGAGACGGUCCGCGGACGCCAAGAUCGUGGGUCCUGCUUUGAAGGAAACCGCCCCGGCGCUGCAGCACGAGCCCACUGUGGAGAACGGCGUUGCGAGGAGUAGGGGCUUCUUAGAAGGUCACUCUCACCUGGACAGAAGAGAUAGCCUAGAAGAGGAAAAACCUAAUGUUAAGGAUCUCAGAUUAUCAGCUCCAAUUUCUAUGAAAGUGUUGUCACGGAGUAGCCCCUCGGAAUCAGGCCUAAGCCUUUUGUCCUCACAAUCUCAGGAACUUGACCCCGGCCUCCUACCCCUGUCGCCAUCUUCCUCUUACAAUCUGAUGCAUAGCGACACUUCUGUGAUAUUAACCGAAAAAAGCCAGCAGCCGAAAGGCAUCAAGGAAGAAAAACCCAAUAAACACCACUUGAACCUUCCCAACACAAUUACGGCAAUCGCGAAACCGUCGCCGAACUGCACCAAGAUCAAGCAGGUUGGCGAACCUUCAGCUAAGUAUAGGAAAGUUGAACCCAGCUUGGUCGACUCCACGGUCGACCUGGUUGUAAACGACAAGAAGGUGUCGCUCGCGAACCUCAAGAAGAUGGCGACGAAACCUCUGAACACGACUGACAACAGCAGGUCAAAGUUGUCAAGGAUCGCUGAAAGUCUGAAAGAGUCUGGAAGCGUUAACGUAAACCUGCCUUUGCCAUCCAUAGACAUCUCCGUCAUGAACUCCAAGAUCUCGGCCGCUGUGAAAGACGAAAAGUUUUUGAUCAAGAGAGAAGCAACACCUGUCACUAGUCUAGAGGCUGAAAAACCUGCGCCGCAGCAAGUGAAGACGACGACUGCGGCGGCAGAGCGCGUUGAGAGUCCCAGUAACGGUGGUAAUGGUACUCACGAGUCUGGAAACACACAGGGUGAAGACUCUGGCAUUGAGUCGAUGGAUGCGCUAUCAGAGAAGAGCCCAAACCAGGGUGAAAGUCCUCAGCGCAAGGAAGAAAAGGAUGAGCCCCCCGCUGUCGAGGAGAAAAGCAGUGACGCCGCGGUGCCUUUGGCUGAAGAAGUCAAGCCCGAGGUCAAAUGCCCAGAACCCAAGGCUGUGAGCAAGGAAGGGCCCGUCGAGCCGGCAGAGGUAAAGCCGGAAACGAAAGACAUACGCGCCCUGACCACCAAUUCGAAGCUGGCAGCCGCUCUCAGCGACAUCCCGGCCGUCUUUCUGCAAUCUGCCCCUAGGGGCGGCGACGGUGCCGCGUUCAACAUGCGCUCCUCUAAGCUGAUGCCCAUCAAGCUGGUGAAACUGCCGGGGAACGCGACACCAGGCCAGACGCUGCUCGAGCUUAGCAUCCCCAAGUCGGAAGCGUCCUCCUCAACAUCCAGUCCUGUGAAAAUCCUGGUGCCCAAAAUGUCGCCCAUGAAGUCUCAGACCAUCUCUGCGGUCGUGGUUAAGUCUGUAGUAGUCACCUCUGCGUCCAACGUGAUCAACAUGGUGCGCACGGCCUCUGUGCAAAAUGACAACAAGGAGGAGACACCCAUCAGGUGGCUGCCUUCGAGUAACGUCCUGCCCCCUCCUCCACCACCUGUGACCGCCACCAUUACCGCCUUGCCCGCAACGUCGACCACCACGACGGCUUUGGACAAUUCGCCGCUCUCCGACGACGAUCCCAAACCCAUGUGGAUCAAACCAGCCUUGUACACAUACUCGAAUGCUGAGAAGCACAGAGACAGUCCGUCGCCUUCUGCAGACGAACUGGCCAAAGUGGAUGAGCCCACCGUUGCCGAAUCGUCUCCUGAGGAGGAAAAGUGCUCCCCUUUAUCAACCAAAGAGAGCAUCCUCAAGUCAGAGCUUACAAGCAACGAACUGUCCCCGCUACACCCGAAUUACAACCUCAACAAAGAUGCUUCAGACGAACACAACUACGUCGCGAGGACAAAAGUAAAGGACAAGCGUCUUGGGGAGCAGCUAAGGAUAGAAAUUCCCAUCGAGUCCCAUGAAUCGGAGGACAAGAAACCAGUGCGGAGCACUAGGUCCUCCUCUCGACUGAUCAGUCCAGACCUGGCCAAGCUGGAACAUAGAACGCCGGCGGUCAGCCCUGCGGAGGAUGACGGCAUUAAGGGGCCACUGUCCUCGAGUUCGUCCACCUCUUCAAAACUGAGUCCAAACACUAUCACCCUCAGAGCGGGAGUCAAGAGAAAGAGACAGGAGUCUGAAAGCAGUGCCACCUCAAGCAUAAGGGAUGACCAGGACGAGAGCAGCCCGAGCCUGUCGGACAGGCCGGGCAAGCGGAAGUGCUCGGAGAACGCAGCCGAGCUGAUAAAGGCGUGCAUGGGCGUGGACGACGUGCCCAACAAGAAACUGCUGACCACAAUGACUAGUGUCAAAGAAGAGAAAAGAAGCCCAUCAGCGUGCAGUGAUGUUAGUGAGAAGAGAGCGGCUAUGAGGACCAGGCGAGGCGGCUCGUUGGCGGCAGGGGACUCCUCUGACGAUGAACAAUUUUUACCAGAUGUGCCAAACAAGGGCAGACAGAGCAGGCAAGUGACAAAAGAUGACAGGACAGGUGCCAAAACGCCGCAGAAAACGCCCCGAUCUGCUAGCAAAGACGAGGAAAAAAUUGGUAGGGCGAAUCACAGAGUGGGAGCAGUCAAAGUCGUCAGCGUGUCGGCCAUCGGUGCACAAGCCACCCUACUGACCACGCAGCAAAGCGAGAAGCGGUCAAGGGUGGAAACGCCACCGCCUGGCUCCUCGGAGACCCCAACGAGGCGAUCCAACCGUCAGCAGGCAGCCACCACGGUCAAAGCAACAGUGAUCCAGCAACAGCAGGUGGAAUCUCUGGCCAAGUCGCGGGAGACGAGGGGCGCCAUGCGAAUGGUGCGCGACGAAAAGAGCACCGCACCUAGCCCGACGCCCCCAACCACCGAGUCCGCCGCCAACACGAGACGGAAAACGCGGAGCGCCAAGGCUGCAGGUUACUGAGUGUGUCUUGAAGAGUGGAGCAGUGUAUCACAUUCCAUCUAAUCAAGAAGAGCUAGCUCUACGCCAAGCAAAUGUAGAAGGAGCUGAAGGGAUUUCACUUCAUUUUCUUUUCAAAAGUACAAAUCAGUCCACAGUAUGCUAAAUUUGUGGGUAGGAGGAAGCACUGUAUAGAGAGAAAUGAAUGACUUUUUGUUAUGUAAUUUAUAUUUGAUUAACAACUUGAUUUUUGUGUACAGCUUUGAUAAUUUAUGUGGUCCAGAGAACAGUUUGUAUAAAAAAUGAUCGUGUGAAUAUCAAAACAAAAAAUGGACAAAGAAGCAAAAAAUGUAAUUAAUUACAAGAGAGACAGAAAAUGAAAAUAUCUAGUGGCGGUAGACAAAUUUAAUACAGUUGUUCUUUUACAUUGUAACAAUAAUACAGGGGAGGCGAUUUUUUUUUCAUUUGGAGUCUGUUAUUAGUUGAUGGCUUCAGUGUUUCUGCUAUAAUGAAAAUUGAGAAAUCUCAUCCAAGAGAUAUUUUGCCUUUCUACCUUGCCAUUUAAGAAAUGAGGGAAGCUGCUCUGUUAAUAUAAAAUUGGCUUUUUAAGUGUAAGUUGUUACCAACAUGCAUAAUAACACAUAGUUAAUGUCCAGUUGUUAUCAUAAAUAUAUUCUAUUUAAACACGACUCAGUGUUGGUCAGAGAAUGUGUGCGUGUGUUGGUGAGAUCCGGGUCUCGGCCCCUGUCUGUUCGUUGGCCAGGGUCUCGCGAAAACGAAGUCAUUUAAAUUCGCGUUUAGUUUUGUGUCGAGUGCAAUCAAAUUGCUACUUUGGUUUUUACUGCCCUUUUGAAUGUUUGAGUCGAUGGAGUCCCUCCCUCAGCAGACGAGCCGUGUGGGCUGCGACCUGGUUUUUGGAAUGAUAAAAGCGCACUACUUAAUAGAGAGUGGUCACAGAACAACUGAUGAGAAUGGACAUCGGCUUGUAAUUGAAUUAUUUUAUGUUUGCAAAACAUACACACUGCAUAUUAGCGAACUGAUAAUAUGUAGCAGAGUGAUUGUGUCUUUUGAGUGGAAACAUACACACACGCAUUGUUGUUUUUAAUUAGUGGGUUAUUAUACUUCAUGCGUAAAAAUUAUAAAUACAACAUUAUUAUCAUCACUGUUGUCCUACUUAUGUAAAUAAUUAAUAUGAUAUGUAAAUAUAUCUCAUUUUUCUAGA